Molecule: messenger RNA, 1774 nt
Organism: Cydia fagiglandana
Lineage: Eukaryota; Metazoa; Arthropoda; Insecta; Lepidoptera; Tortricidae
Exons: 7
Coding region: 199-1329 (376 amino acids)
Source: RefSeq, a predicted model, not a curated record
AUUCAAUAUAAAAGAUAUUAUCGGUAAGAGAUAAUUAGAUCAAGUACUACGCGUAGCUUUUUAGUGGCAUGUGCAGUUAUUUCAUGUGAUACUCAUUGUUUCGUACUUUUACAUAUUAUAGCGCCAUUUUGUCGUUUCCGAAGCUUUUAUAUGCUUUUUCGACGUUAACAUGAUUUAUGAAACAUAUCUCGACAUUGAAUGGUGUUUUUAAUUUUUGAAUUUGGAAUCAUGUUCUGCGUCCAAGAAAAAGACUCGCACACAGACCCGUUCGCCACAACCGAAAAAGACCCGCUAGCAGCCCAGUCCUCCUCCGACGAUGAGCCUGCCCCGAAGCGCCUCAAAACCUUCGCACCGUCCCUCAACCUCCAAGUGUACCAAAUACCCGCUUUCAACAAGGGUCUAUCCAUAUUCCCGACCCCGGAAGUAACACUGCCUAAGUUUGUGAACAAUCCGUUGAACUUGGCCAAUCCGCUGGCGUUGCCAAGUAUACAGGCCAGUAAUGUGGUCAAGUCGCUGCAUAGUAGAUAUUCGCUGCCGGCCAAGCUGAGUAUAACGCCGGUGCAGACGCCGAAGAGUUGUGAUUCGGGUGGAAUAGUCAGGUAUAAGAAGAAUGGUGAGAUUGCCAAGAAAAGGGGCCCACCGAAGGGGUACAAGAGGAAACCGAAAGCGGAUUUGUCGCAGAGUUUAAAUAACGGAGCACUAUUACAGGCACAAAACACGAUCCUGACAAGUCUUCUCGCCGCCACCAACACCACGCUGAGCGUGAGCCAGCCCAAGCCAGUGCCCGUAGCGCCUAAGGUCACUAUAGUGCCCAAAAUUAAAGUUCCCGAUGGCGUGGAGCUGGUGGAAAUGGCCUUGGACCCUGAGGACUGGUUUCCGGCUGAACCCUACCGGAUGUCAUUCAGCCGCAAGAAGAACCCCAAGUGGAAGACCUUCCCCUACAGAUGUGAACACUGCUUCAAGGGUUACCGAGUAGCGUCGACCCUCCUGCAGCACUCCGGCGAGCGUCACGGCUGCGUGCCCGCGGCGCUCGCCAUCCCGUGCCCGUGCUGCCCGCACGUCAGCCCCCGCCGGAAACUACACAAGAAACACCUGGAGACCCACGAGGGGAAGAGGCGGAGGAUAUUCUGCGUCUACUGCCUGCCACCUAGAGACCCAUCAGAGCCCUACGUGAAGGAAUCAGAGAAGUACCCCUUCGACAAGUUCCCUCAAUACUGGUACGCGUCCGAAGAGUCCCUCCGCCUCCACAAGAAGCGAAAACACCCAUACGCCGCCAUGCUACACUACAACUGGUUCAACACGUGGACCGACGCUAUGCCUAAUAGCUAGUAAGUCGUGACGUUAUCUGUGAAAAGGGACCUUAUUGCCGAUAUUAACGAUGCUCUGAUAUAAGUACAAAGCCGCGCGACGAUAAUAAGGUCCCUUUUUAUAGAUAAUGCCACAGUUAGUUGUAAGGUCAUAAAAUAAGUAAGCAUAGAGUGGUCAUACAACAGUUUUGGUAGUCGACAUCUAGCGUCGAGUAGCGGAAUUAUCAGUGCUGAUAAUAGAUGUCGCGGCGAACGGAAAGUCUAAUGGUAACAUUCCAUUUCUAACAGCAGCUGCACUACUGGUACUGAACGCGUCGGUGUUAUUGUCAAUUUCCAUAGUAAAAUGAACAAUAGUGCAGCUGUCGUUGAAAAUGGACAGUCACCUUAAUGCUCAACAAUAGAGAGUAUUACUGCAUUGUUCUGCCGCUAGAGUGCAGCACUAAUUUGUUUAGUAAACCAUAGAGUAA